Molecule: messenger RNA, 3095 nt
Organism: Schistocerca gregaria
Lineage: Eukaryota; Metazoa; Arthropoda; Insecta; Orthoptera; Acrididae
Product: tribbles homolog 2
Exons: 5
Coding region: 747-1823 (358 amino acids)
Biological process (GO): regulation of MAP kinase activity; positive regulation of proteasomal ubiquitin-dependent protein catabolic process; protein phosphorylation
Cellular component (GO): nucleus
Molecular function (GO): mitogen-activated protein kinase kinase binding; protein kinase activity; ATP binding
Source: RefSeq, a predicted model, not a curated record
UGGAGAACUCAAGAUCGCGGAAGCAUAAAAUAGUUCAAGUAAAAAUCUAAACACUUAAGCAAAAUUGCAGGCUCAGUAUGAAAUUUGAGUAGUAUCAUAAGUAAUUUGAGUAGUUUUGUUGCACUAAAGGCGUAGUAAAUGCUUUAAAACAAGUGGAUUUGUUUGCGCGGAGGGAUACACUUCCAGCUGCUCGCGCAGUCGCUGGUACUUGACGCGGCGCAACGUCGAGCGGCUGUUCAGUUGCACAAUGGCGUGCGUUAAAGCGUGUUGUACGUGCUGUGAAGUCUGUUUCUGAGCGGGGACCGGCCCAAAAAUUGGCCUGUCCAGGUUACGGAGACGUUGUCGCAAGGGCCAGACGAACAUCCCUCGUACCGACGGUCAAGUUUUGGAACGAUAUCCACUCAGGAACAAGCUUUACUACGGAAAAGAAUCGGACCUGUCGUUCCAAAAGGGCGCUGAUCCGUCAUUUCGAUGACGGCGAAGUCAUCGAGUUUGUAUUAAAAUCUGGAUAUUAUAUAUCCGUGAAUAAUUAUUACAGAAACCGAAGGUUUCCGUGAGGGUGGAAUCGGAUAACAUCGUUUUGUGUUAUGUGCUUUACAAUUUACGGCCCUGAAGUUGUAAAGUCUUCCAGUGACAGUGUUUACGUGCAUAUUUAGUGAUCCGCGUGUGCGGAACCGUUAAUUAGGUGUUUAUAUAGUACAAACUGCAAUAUCUUGUGUUCGUGUGUAAUUGCCAAGGAGAUCCAAAUGCAAGUGGAAAAUACUCCCACCUUUAACCUGCCUAUUUCAAGGCUGAAAGAUCAGGAAGAGGCUGCUCCGCAAGACCAGCAGCAGCAACAGCAACAACAGUUGCAGCAACAGAAUGCCGUCAGUGACGCGGACUGUGAUUUGCUCAAGCCUGAUGCACAGGCGCCUCCGCCGGUGGCCCAGGGUGGCUUGUGCCCGAACCUCCCCGUUGUUCCUCCACCUGUGUCACCAUCUUCGAGACAGUUCCCACCAGUUUCUCUCGUCGCCGAUAAGUACCUGAUGCUGGAGCAAGUUGAAGGCAGCACGCUAUGUCGGUGUAUUAACGUCCAUACGCAAGAGGAACUCGUGUGUAAGGUGGUGGGACGAGAGGCGGGCGGCCUGCUGGCAGCGCACCAUCGACUGGACGAGCACCCGCACGUCAACCGGACGCGGGAGGUCGUACUGGGGCCCAGCUUCCUGUACCUGGUGUUCCCGAAGGCGCAUGGGGACCUGCACUCGUACGUGCGCACGCGCAAGCGUCUCCGCGAACACGAGGCGCGACAGCUGUUCCUUCAGAUCGCAGAGACGGUGCGCGCCUGUCACGAGGAGGGCAUCGUGCUACGAGAUCUCAAGCUGCGCAAAUUCGUCUUCGCUGACGCCGCCAGAACGCAUCUGAAGCUGGAGACUUUGGAAGACGCUGUCGUUUUGGAUGAUCCGGAUGACGAUUUGCUACAGGAUAAGCGAGGUUGUCCUGCAUAUGUCAGCCCAGAGAUUCUACGCAGUCACGCACAGUAUUCGGGUCGGGCAGCUGAUAUGUGGAGUCUCGGUGUAAUCCUGUACACUAUGCUAGUUGGAAGGUAUCCAUUCAAUGAUAGUGAACAUGCCAGUCUAUUUGCUAAAAUAAGCAGGGGCCAUUUCGUCAUUCCUGAUCACCUAUCGUCUCGGGCAAAGUGCUUAAUUAGGAGCCUGCUUCGUCGAGAACCCAGUGAAAGGCUGUCUGCUGAGGAUGUGCUGCUACACCCUUGGCUUGCAAAUGAAGAACAGUUGGAAAGCUCUUCGCGGCUCGAUCAAGUAGUUCCAGUAUUCAAAGCAAAGUGAACAUCUCUCCAGAGGGACUGCUAUAGACUUCUUCAGGAAGCCAGAAAAUUUAAAACCGUGAAGGAUGUUUGUGGGUCUAUUUCCAUUUUCAGGUUCCACAGCCAUGUAUAUGAAAUUUGACUGGGACCAGGAGCUGCAUUUUGUAUCCUGCAUAGAGCAUAAAUAUCCUAAAUGUCAUUCUAAAGUGAAUUGACCAUAAAUUUUUGUGUUGUUCACAAAAAGUUAUGUUGCGCAUUUAUUGUUGUAGUUUUGGCUUAUAUGAUAAUUGCUGUGGCACAAUGUUACCUGUGUCUUGCAUCUGGAGUCACACAUCAUCAGUGACGCAAUUGCUCUUCUGGAGCAGGCACAAAGCAGCAUCAGUUAUGAAAUUGUAAAGAUUACAUGUACCCGUUGAAUAUUCCUUUAUUAGUAUGUGUGUGAUUUAGCAGUGUUAGCCGUGAUUUGUUGUUCCCAGUAGUGUCGUUGUUGUGCCUGUCCUACUGCUGCGACUACCCCCUCCCUGAGUUCCUGACCCUCACUCGCCCUGCCCCCCCUAGUGCACCUGUACUCACUGCAGUGUGCUUCCAGUCUGUGUGUGGCAGAGAGAGAGAGUGAGCUUUCGGUUGCUGCAAGAGAUCUCAUUGGCAUGUUAUGCAAGAUGUGCAUAUUGUAGCAAUUAACAAAUCUUCCAGAAGGCAUUUUUGAAAGUGUGAAUGUUGUGUGGUACAAAAAGUGUGAUAUUGCAAUACAUCACAGUAGCAAAAAGUUAUUUUUAUUUUGUUACAGUAAGACUUUUGGACUGAUAAUGCUAAAAUUAAAGUGGCAGUAAUAAUGCCAUUGCCAUCUGUGGGAAACCACAUCUUCUCUUGUAUUCCAUCAGAAUCACUCAGUUAUGUUUUAAAGACUGAUUAUCAGUACCAGGAUGCAAAAAAAGACACAACCAAAGAUCUAAAAGUAUUGGUAUGUUAAUUGCAAUAGCAAAAAUUUCUAGUACAAAAACAAUGUCUGUUGUAAAAAGGAAAAAAAAUGUGCCAGUGUCGCAUACAUGAUCCACUCCAGAGCUGGGUUUUUGGAGUCUGCCACAACUUCCAUUGCAUCCUGGUCUGAAGAGAUAUUUCGGUUAAAAUUGUGAUCUCUUUUUUUUUGAAGUGGGAUAGCCCUCAGGAAGGUGUACUGUCAAAUGUCACACUAGAACUGAAAUGUACAUAUAUUUUUUUUUCCUGUGUAAAUAGUUUACGUGAAUAUUUGUUAGUUUAUGACUAGUAAUAGUAAUAAAUGAUUACUUCAAAAUAA